AUGGUGAGCAUGGCCGGUCAACAGCAUCAGUAUUCUCCCCGAUAUCCUAGUCUAUUAGUUACACUUAAACAUAAGCCGGAAGAAAGAACUCAUGCUGAUGUUUAUUCCACUGCUCGAGCACGUCGAGCAAAAGAUUCUUACUAUCCAUCGUUAUUUCAAACGAAAAAUGUCUACAUGAAUGGAAAUCAACGUCAACAACCACCGUCACCACCUGUACAAUCCUCACCACCCCAACAACAACUUCCUCAUCGGUCACAUGUGCCUCCACGAUAUCAACAAAAGCCCACAUUCUAUAAUAAUUCGGAUCGCAUUCAUCAACCGUAUCAACAACAAUCGAUUCGACCACUGAUGGAAAUCAAAGACAACUUAUUUUCUUUACACGAUGAUGUCGAACCCGACUUAGACGAUGACGAUCAAUCGUUACGAAUUCUUCAACCCAAAGAUGCACAACAACGCACUCAAUAUCGAAAUCGUAAGGCAGAAUUAGACUGGGAUCAUGCUUUUGAUUUAGAUCUCAUUGACUUGUACUCAACACAUAUCGAUACGGAUAGUCAUUCAUUGACAAGCACAAUAAGUUCGACAGAUACAUCAUAUUGUUCUUUUUAA
Molecule: messenger RNA, 606 nt
Organism: Adineta ricciae
Lineage: Eukaryota; Metazoa; Rotifera; Eurotatoria; Adinetida; Adinetidae
Source: the annotation of a GenBank genome assembly